AUGCACAAUCCAAAUACUCUUUCUCGGGCGGAGACGUGGCGCCUGUUGCUUCUUGCAGGAGCUGGUCUCGGCGUGUUGGUCAACACGUUCCAGGGCGAUGGCGCACCCUUGAUAGCCUCGAUUGCACUAGCCUGCAUAUCAUUCGCCGUCGCCUUUAGCAUGAUCCGAUGGCUCGGACCAGUGUUUAUCAAGGCUGGUUUGAAAGGAAAAGAUAUGGCCAAGCCACGGAAACCGGAAAUACCAGAAACCAUGGGAGCUGUAUGCGCCGUGGUUUAUUUGAUUUCUCUCAUCGUAUUUAUUCCAUUUGCUUUCUACAAAGACAUUGUGGCGGCAACUUCAGGUGGAGGAAAUCGCGACGUUGUGAUUGAAGACCAACACAUUGAAAUGGGCCGUUAUCUCCACAGGUUUCCUCAUGGAAAGCUCGCAUCAUACCUGUCAGGUCUUCUAUCUUUGCAAUCCAUUGUGAUCCUUGGGAUCGGGGACGACCUGCUUGAUAUUCGCUGGCGACACAAGGUCCUAAUUCCAGCAUUUUCGGCAAUUCCCAUGCUCAUAGUCUACUUCGUCGACUUCGGGGUCACCCAUGUUGUUGUACCAGUCCCGCUGCAAGCAUAUCUCGGAGAUUUCAUUGACCUCGGGUGGCUGUAUUACAUGUAUAUGGCAGCCGUGGCGAUCUUCUGCCCGAAUUCAAUCAACAUGCUGGCAGGAAUCAACGGUAUUGAGGUUGCCCAGUCGCUGGUAAUUGCAGUUCUCCUCCUGUUCAAUGAUGCCAUGUACCUGGCACCUAUCACGCCAUACCCGAAUCCGGCUACAGAUUCACACCUGUUCUCCAUCUACUUUCUGCUGCCAUUUAUCGGCGUGUCAGCCGCACUUUUAUGCCACAACUGGUACCCAUCGAAGGUGUUCGUGGGUGACACCUACUGUUACUUUGCGGGCAUGGUCUUUGCAGUGGUGGGUAUCCUUGGGCAUUUCAGCAAGACCCUACUCUUGUUGUUCGUACCCCAGAUUUUCAAUUUUUUGUAUUCCACGCCGCAAUUGUUCCAUAUAAUCCCUUGCCCUCGCCACCGACUGCCAAAGUUCAACGCAGCAACUGGGCUAUUGGAUACCUCUGUCACCGAGUGGACAGUUCCUCCGUCCCCGUUGGUCGGGAUGGCUUUGGACCUCCUUCACACACUGCGGUUGGUGCGUGUUGUCAAGAACGGGAAAGGCCAAAUUGUCGAAUCGACAAACUUGACUAUUUUGAACCUUUGGCUUGUGUGGAUGGGACCCAUGAGGGAAGAUACCCUGGCAUGGCACAUGGUGGGCGUUCAGACUGUCUGUGGGUUAUUCGGCUUGUUUGUGCGACAUCGACUGGCUUUGCUGGUGUUCAACACGGAUAACCGACCAUUACAGUCUAUAGUUUAA
Messenger RNA from Penicillium odoratum, 1401 nucleotides. Its product is annotated as UDP-N-acetylglucosamine--dolichyl-phosphate N-acetylglucosaminephosphotransferase. Bases 1 to 1401 code for a protein of 466 amino acids. The record is from RefSeq and is a predicted model, not a curated record. Gene Ontology annotation, molecular function: UDP-N-acetylglucosamine-dolichyl-phosphate N-acetylglucosaminephosphotransferase activity. Gene Ontology annotation, cellular component: membrane. Gene Ontology annotation, biological process: dolichol-linked oligosaccharide biosynthetic process; protein N-linked glycosylation. NCBI's taxonomy places the organism in Eukaryota, Fungi, Ascomycota, Eurotiomycetes, Eurotiales, Aspergillaceae. The transcript has 3 exons.